Molecule: messenger RNA, 1904 nt
Organism: Nelumbo nucifera (sacred lotus)
Lineage: Eukaryota; Viridiplantae; Streptophyta; Magnoliopsida; Proteales; Nelumbonaceae
Product: serine decarboxylase-like
Biological process (GO): carboxylic acid metabolic process
Molecular function (GO): pyridoxal phosphate binding; carboxy-lyase activity
Source: RefSeq, a predicted model, not a curated record
GAGAGAGAAGAGAGAGAGAGAGCGUUUGAAGUUUGAACAGUUUUGUCCUGGCUGUAAGAGAGUACACACGGCCAGUUAUUAAUAGAAACUUAUGGCGGGGCUUUUGCUCCGCUCAGCACUGCGUCUCCUCCCCGACUGGAACGAGAGACGAGCAAAGCUCUGUUUGAGCGAAUUAACCGCCUUUGCGUGCCCAUUGCACAAGCUUUUGGAGACUAGUAUUUUUGCAUUUGAGUUCUUCUUGGAAGCAUUCGUUUUGAAAAAAAAAUGCUUUUGGGGAGCUUGAGGAGGCGGUGAAGAAGCAGAUCUAGAGACUUCUAUAAGAUUUCUGGGUUUUUACCUUAGACGGAGGAGUCAUGGUUGGGAGUAUCGAAGUUGAUGUGAUGUCUGAUAAAUUGAAUGGAAAGGUUGUCCCGUUACCUGAGGAAUUUGAUCCAAUAGCGAUGAUUUCGGAUCCUUUGCCACCACAGGUGGUUGAGAAUGGAGGGAUCGUCGAUGACGAAGCUGAAGAUAAGCAGAACAGAGAGAUUGUAUUGGGAAAGAAUGUGCACACAAUGUGCCUUGCCGUCACGGAGCCUGACGCAGACGAUGAGGUAACGGGAGAGAGGGAAGCUUAUAUGGCCAGUGUAUUGGCAAGGUACCGAAGGUCCUUAAUUGAAAGGACGAAGCACCAUUUGGGUUAUCCUUAUAACCUGGACUUUGACUACGGUGCUCUGGCUCAGUUGCAACAUUUUUCCAUCAACAAUCUCGGUGAUCCCUUUAUUGAAAGCAACUAUGGAGUCCAUUCCAGACAGUUCGAGGUUGGUGUUUUAGAUUGGUUUGCUCGUCUCUGGGAAUUAGAGAAGAAUGAAUACUGGGGAUACAUUACAAAUUGUGGUACAGAAGGCAAUCUUCACGGUAUCCUGGUCGGGAGAGAAGUAUUCCCAGAUGGCAUUUUAUACGCAUCACGAGAGUCGCAUUAUUCAGUCUUUAAAGCAGCACGAAUGUACAGAAUGGAAUGCAUUAAGGUUGAGACUCUGGCCUCUGGUGAGAUUGAUUGCACUGAUUUCAAAGCUAAACUCCUUCCCAACAAAGACAAGCCAUCUAUUGUCAAUGUUAACAUAGGAACAACGGUCAAAGGAGCUGUCGAUGAUCUUGAUCUGGUUAUAAAAACCCUUGAAGACACUGGAUUUACACAUGACCGGUUCUACAUCCACUGUGAUGGGGCAUUGUUUGGGUUGAUGAUACCUUUUGUUAAACGCGCACCAAAAGUCACGUUUAAGAAGCCCAUUGGGAGUGUUAGCGUUUCUGGGCACAAGUUCGUGGGAUGCCCAAUGCCGUGUGGUGUUCAAAUAACCAGACUGGAGCACAUAAACGCCCUCUCAAGGAAUGUUGAAUACCUUGCAUCCCGAGAUGCCACCAUUAUGGGUAGCCGUAAUGGUCAUGCUCCAAUCUUCCUCUGGUACACAUUGAACCGUAAAGGAUACAGAGGUUUCCAGAAAGAAGUCCAGAAGUGCCUAAGAAAUGCUCACUACUUGAAAGACCGCCUUCGAUCUGCAGGGAUUGGUGCCAUGCUUAACGAGCUCAGUAGCACAGUUGUCUUUGAGCGGCCACAAGACGAGGAAUUUGUUCGCCGCUGGCAGCUUGCUUGUCAGGGUAGCAUUGCUCAUGUUGUGGUGAUGCCAAACAUCACCGUCGAGAAGCUUGAUGACUUCUUAAAUGAAUUAAUUGGGAAACGCUCAACCUGGUUCCAAGAUGGAAAGUCUCAACCUCCUUGUAUUGCAGCAGACGUAGGGAAGGAAAAUUGUGCUUGUGUCAUGCACAAGUGAUUCGUUAGUCCUGCAAAUGUUAUUCGCAUUCUAGUGUUACAUUUCUGUAGAUAAACAUUUUGGGUUUAAUAGUAAGUAGCUAAAAAGAUUAGAUCUGUU